GAUAGAAAAAAUAGAAAACAAAACAAACACUCCUUGUAAUGUCCCCACGAAGUCAUGUAUCAGCUUCCCUUAUUUGUUACCAUUUUUGUACCACGUCUCAUGAUAAAUUCCGUUAGGGAAUCAAGGAAUCGAGUUACAAUGGUAUCAUAUAAUUCAUGUAUCACGCAUCCAACUACCAGUAUGUUGGGGUUCCGUACGUGUCCGCAAUGAUUUUUAAAUACCAAAAUAAAUGUCUACCUUUUAUUGAAUUAGUUGUACAUUCAGGUAUACUGUGGGGUGGGGUAUUCAGUUUCAAAUCAAUUUGAUGUGACCGUAAUCUCAAUUAAGUUUUGCCCAGUUUACGCUAUAUCAGUCACAUACUUUCUAUUACUCACGACGUUUCUAUUGACCCCACUUGACGAACGUGAACUAAACUGUGCUUCAAGAGCUUUGGCGACACAGUGUUAUGUCAAAUGCAUGUCAAGAGGAAGUACAUACGAGAUUUAAGCGUCUUUGUGAAAUUAUUUUAAUGUACUUAGUCACGGAUUAAACCAAAGUACUUAAUCACUGGCAUUUACUGAUAGUCCUUCAUCCAAUAUUUGAUAUAGGUCACUGAUAUAUCUCAAUAAAGUCAUAGCCUACAUGAACAUGCUGUUUCUUUGUGGGAUUCGAACUGUCUCAAGUAUGCCUUAUCCAAAAGCAAUUGAGACGAUGCCAUAUUUAGAGUUACUUCCCUUCGGACAUAGCUCUACGACAGCGCAAGACAUUUCCAUUGGGCUGUCGCUGUAAGGAGUUUUAAGAAAAACAAAGCACGUCGCUUCAGUCUUCCCAGUCAUGUGUGCAGGCGUGAUCCAUCGUCUGACGUAGAACCGUGUUGUAAUCUUGUUUCACAUGUGGUGUUCACCAACUGAAGAAGAUGUGUGGAGGAAAACAUGCUCAAGGCAAUAAUAUCCAAGCAUGGCAAAACGAAACCAAGAACAGAUAAGUAACGCUAACAGAGACCAGAACACAAGGCAAGCUGAAUGUGUGGAAGGACAAGAAACAAGCCUAGAACAGAUAAAUAACGCUAUCACCAAAUGUGAGAGAGAACCUCAGGGAACAAACUUUCCCAGUGUAAUUGAAGUCCGACGUCAUGAGUGCAGUGAGUGUGGGAAAAGAUUUAAAAGACUGGGACACCUAAAGACACACAUGUUGUGUCACAGUGGAAUCAAGCCCCAUGAAUGUGUUGAAUGUGGCAGAACAUUUUCACAAACCGGUAACCUGCAGAUCCACAUGCUGAAUCACAGCGGGCUCAAACCUUACGAGUGUACAGUUUGUGGGAAGACGUUCAAGCAGACAAGUAACUUACAGAAUCACAUGCUGUAUCACAGUGGAGUCAAGCCAUAUGAGUGUACAAUCUGUGGGAAGAAAUAUACUCAGUCCAGUAACUUGAACACUCAUAUGAUCAGUCAUGGUGGAGUGAAGCCUUUUGAGUGUACGGAGUGUGGGAAAGCGUUCAUUCAGUCAGCUCAUCUACUCCGACACAUGAUUGUCCACAGUGCGGUCAAGUCUAACUAUGUCUGUAUGGAAUGUGGGAAGACAUUUGGACUCUGGCAUAAUCUGAAGAAACACAUGAGAAGUCACAGUACGAUAAGACCUUUUGAGUGCAAUGAGUGUGAAAAGACAUUUACAGAAUCCAGUGACCUUCAGAGACAUAUGCUAUGUCACAGGACAGAUGAGCCAUUUGAGUGUAAAGAGUGUGGGAAAACAUUCAGACAACGGGGUAACUUACAGAAACAUUCAAAGUGUCAUAGUGGGGUCAAGCCUUUUGUGUGUGGGGAGUGUGGUUGGGCGUUUUCACGAUCAGGUAACCUUCAGGAACAUAUGAAGAGUCACAGCGGAGUCAGGCCGUUUGAGUGUGGGGUUUGUGGGAAAGCUUUUGCCCGGUCAGUGAAGCUGCACAUACACAUGAGGAGCCACACUGGUGAGAAACCUUGUAAGUGCAGUGUUUGUGGGAAAGGAUUUAGUGAAAAAAGUAGUCUGAAUGUACACAUGAAGCGCCACGGUGGUGUGAAACCUUUUCAGUGUAGUGAGUGUGGGAAAGCGUUCACAACAUCCGGGCAGCUUCAGAUGCAUUCACGGAGCCACAGCGGAGUCAAACCUUACAAGUGUGAUGAGUGUGAGAAGACGUUCACAGGGUCAAGCAACCUUCAGACACACAAGAGGCGACAUCACAGCGGAGUCCAGUCUUACGAGUGUGAUGUCUGCCGGAAAGUAUUUAAGAAAUCUGGGUUUCUGGAGAGACACAGAAACCACAAACACAGUGAACACAAUGAACACGGUGAAGCAGAUCCAGUGAAUAAUUAAAUGAGGUGUAGUUUGGAUGGUCAACCUGCAUACAAUUUUCAGCAUCUUGUUUAGUGGAGAAGCAACACGCAUGAUAAGGUAAUACUGUGUUGUACCAUGGUACGAGGCUCAUGAUCAUAAUGAUGCACUGAUUUACAACUCCUGUGUCAGAUUCAUUACAACUUAUGUUGAAUAACUUUUCAAGAACCAGUUUAUACAGAUUCUCCAGUAU
Molecule: messenger RNA, 2536 nt
Organism: Haliotis rubra (blacklip abalone)
Lineage: Eukaryota; Metazoa; Mollusca; Gastropoda; Lepetellida; Haliotidae
Product: zinc finger protein OZF-like
Exons: 2
Coding region: 937-2325 (462 amino acids)
Biological process (GO): regulation of transcription by RNA polymerase II
Cellular component (GO): nucleus
Molecular function (GO): RNA polymerase II cis-regulatory region sequence-specific DNA binding; DNA-binding transcription activator activity, RNA polymerase II-specific
Source: RefSeq, a predicted model, not a curated record